Molecule: messenger RNA, 596 nt
Organism: Vitrella brassicaformis
Lineage: Eukaryota; Vitrellaceae
Source: the annotation of a GenBank genome assembly
AUGCGUUGGCGAAAGAGACGAGAAGCAGGGCUCUCAGACGUCCACAAGGAGAGAAACAGUCCUGCGGACACUACGCACCGCACUUCGAACGACGCUAUGUCAGUUCGGUACGCUCAUCGGCAGGAGGAUGGCCACACCGGGUGCCUGCCACGCCCUUCCUUGUGUUGGGUGUGUGUUUUCAGGCGGCCAAGACGCUCUUUUGUUCGGACGUUGGGCUGCAGACCGGGAGCUGGGUGCCCGCUCCGGCGGGCGCUCUUGGUCGGGCGGCGUGUGCUCGGUGGCUUUCUCCAUCCGUUUCUUUGCCGGCGGGCCAUGGCUCGCUCUUUUGCGAUGUGUGAUGAUGAUUCGUCAUGUGUUGUGGGUGUGACAUGAUGUGUGACAUGGAUGGCGAGGAGGGCAGCUCACACGCACACACGUUCACCUGCACACGGAUUCUAUCAACGCCUGUGUUCACUCUGUCUGUUGACGUGUGUGUGUGCCUCUGUCCCAGGUUGCGUAUGGAUGGAUGGAUGGUGUCUGUGCACCCGAUGUACCCCGAUGUACCCCGAUAUACCCCGAUAUACCCCGAUGCACUGUCUCGUCUGUCCGACGCCUAA